AUGGGCGCCCUCAAAUACGUCGAAGAGCUCCAGAAGAAGAAGCAGUCUGAUGUCCUGCGCUUCCUUCUCCGUGUUCGCUGCUGGGAGCUCCGCCAGUUGAACGUCAUCCACCGCGCCUCGCGCCCUUCGCGCCCCGACAAGGCCCGUCGUCUUGGAUACAAGGCCAAGCAGGGAUACGUUAUCUACCGUGUCCGCGUCCGCCGCGGUGGUCGCAAGCGCCCCGUGCCCAAGGGUGCCACCUACGGCAAGCCCACCAACCAGGGUGUUAACCAGCUCAAGUUCCAGCGCUCUCUCCGUUCCGUCGCCGAGGAGCGUGUCGGCCGCCGCUGCGCCAACUUGCGCGUCCUGAACUCGUACUGGAUCAACCAGGACUCGACCUACAAGUACUUCGAGAUCAUCCUCGUCGACCCCCAGCACAAGGCCAUCCGCAAGGAUGCUCGCAUCAACUGGAUCGUCAACCCCGUCCACAAGCACCGCGAACUCCGUGGCUUGACCUCCACCGGCAAGCACAACCGUGGUAUCAACAAGGGUCACCGUUACAACAACACCUCUGCCGGUCGCAGAAAGACCUGGAAGAGACAGAACACCCUGUCUCUCUGGCGCUACCGAUAAACGUCUCGCCCAUCUGGGUGUUGACGUGGUGGUUGUUAAAGGGGUUCUGGGCAAGGGUCUUUGUUUCAUGUCGUCAAGAUAUUGGGACGAGGGCAUCCACAAAAUUUCUGGGAUUAGCGGGCAUUAUCAUGAACUAGCCAAAUUGUUGUCAUUCAAAAUCACAACACUACC
Molecule: messenger RNA, 783 nt
Organism: Aureobasidium pullulans EXF-150
Lineage: Eukaryota; Fungi; Ascomycota; Dothideomycetes; Dothideales; Saccotheciaceae
Product: 60S ribosomal protein L15
Exons: 3
Coding region: 1-612 (203 amino acids)
Biological process (GO): cytoplasmic translation
Cellular component (GO): ribosome; cytosolic large ribosomal subunit
Molecular function (GO): RNA binding; structural constituent of ribosome
Source: RefSeq, a predicted model, not a curated record